Molecule: messenger RNA, 4779 nt
Organism: Phycodurus eques (leafy seadragon)
Lineage: Eukaryota; Metazoa; Chordata; Actinopteri; Syngnathiformes; Syngnathidae
Product: adapter molecule crk-like
Exons: 3
Coding region: 310-1257 (315 amino acids)
Molecular function (GO): protein binding
Source: RefSeq, a predicted model, not a curated record
AACUUUUCCCUAGAUCCGCCAUUUCAGUCCUGGAGUUUUCUUGUUGCACAUUAGUUUGGGGCUUUCUUCAGACAUUUUAUCACACAAAACACUCGCCUAUAAGCCUUUAGUCGUGCCACGAUAAGGUAGAAACCCUCCGCGCGGCUACGUUGCUCGCGAAAACCUGCCUCAAGUCGUGAUUGCACCUUUUUUUUUUUUUUCUCCUCAAUGCCGGGGGAGCGUCCCUGACCCAAAGUUUUUUUGUAUGAGUUGCGGAUAAAAAAAGAGGGGGAAUAGGGCCUCGAGCCUCGGGGCGUUAAUUGUUCAGUCAUGGCUGGUAAUUUUGACGCCGAAGACCGUGCGAGUUGGUACUGGGGCAGGCUGAGCCGCCAGGAAGCCGUUUCUCUCUUACAGGGACAGAGGCACGGCGUUUUCUUGGUGAGGGACUCCAUAACCAGCCCCGGGGACUACGUGCUGUCUGUGUCCGAGAACUCCAAAGUGUCCCAUUAUAUCAUCAACAGCAUCAGUAAUAACCGACUAUCCGGCUCAGGUCUGGCUCCUCCGCGGUUUCGCAUCGGGGAUCAGGAGUUUGAGGCCCUGCCGGCCCUGCUGGAGUUCUACAAGAUCCAUUACCUGGACACCACCACCCUCAUCGAGCCCAUCACCAAAUCCAGGGGAUUCGUCAGCUCCUCGGCCAGCGUCCCACCGCAGCAGGCCGAGGAGGCCGAGUUCGUCCGGGCGCUCUUCGAUUUCCUCGGCAACGAUGAUGAGGAUCUCCCGUUCCGCAAGGGCGACAUUCUGCGUGUGCUAGAGAAGCCGGAGGAGCAGUGGUGGAACGCCGCCAACCAGGAGGGCCGCGCCGGGAUGAUCCCAGUCCCCUACGUGGAGAAGUACCGGCCAGCCUCGCCCACGGCGGCCAGCCCAGGAGGCCCCGUCGUGGGCACCGGACAAGGGGGGCAGGUCGGUGGUGCAGCGGCCAGCGCCGACGGGACGGGGCCUCCCCAGGCCCUGGGUGAUCCGGGCCAGUACGCCCAACCGGUGGUCGCCACCCAGCUCCCUAAUCUACAGAACGGGCCGGUGUAUGCCCGAGCCAUUCAGAAGAGGGUGCCCAACGCCUACGACAAGACGGCGCUGGCUCUAGAGGUGGGAGACAUGGUGAAAGUGACCAAGAUCAACGUGAACGGCCAGUGGGAGGGCGAGUGCAAGGGCAAGCGUGGCCACUUUCCCUUCACCCACGUGCGACUGCUGGAACAACACCAUCCGGACGACGAGAGCUGAGAAACGCUCGCUACCAGCGUCCCACCUCUUGCGCAUUUCUGUGUCCGGUGGUGGGGAACAAAGGAAAAAAAAUCUACAGAAGCACACACCUACAAAGCAAACCUACGAGCUAAACAGGUCGCAGGCCCUCGAGGCCAACAGGGACGAGCUUAGAUAGAACGCCUUCUUUUUUUGAUGGACGCCAGAGCUCGGCAGACUGACAACCGUGAAAAUAUUCCUUAUUGUGGUUGUCGUGAUUAACAGUCAAAUCCAAAACAAGACAAUAACACUUUAAUUUUUGUACAUGUUUUUCUUGAUAAGGUAUAUGAAUGAAAACUGUUUUAUGUUUAGGUUGCGCUGCCCGUGAUGAAUUUUUAACCCAAAUGGCAACUUGGUUGUGCCUGUUAUUAUUUGGUAUUAAACCCUCAUUACAUGUGCAAACCAAAAAGUGAAUGUUUACACAUCCAGCUAAGGAAUGGAUGAUCUAUUAUUGAUAAGUCGAAAAAGCAUGUCUUCAGGCGAUGCUAACUGUUUGGCUGCACGGUUUGAGGUCUGAAGAAGAACAGGCUACGCUACAUCCACGCUCACAAAUAAUUUUGGGUGGUAGCAUUUUGGCUAAAUAAAACACUGGCAUCGAAAGAGGAGGUUGGAACAUUCAUUGACAAUUAUACAAUUUUAAAUUUCAUUAGCCCUUCAAGGAAAUGUAGUCUAAUGCCCAUCCCUAGUCGGGCCAGAACCCCAAAAAGUUUUGUUGAGAGUCUUGGCUCCCUAGUGUUUGUUUAGUAUGCUAAGAUGAACAAUCUGGAACAUGUUAUAAAAUGUAUCUUCUUUGUGACACCAAAUAUGAUAAUUGCUGGCCAAACUUCAGUCUUCUGUUUGCAAGUUUUGUUGGUGUCCAUAUGGCCGCUAACUCGCUCGCAAAACGGAUCUUAGCAUCUAAUGACUGUAUGAUGAAGAAAUUAAGUCGAGUAGAUCCUUUGUCCGGGCCAAUGCCCAAACAAUUAUUGUUAACUUCUGGCUAUCUAGUGUUACCUGACUACACUAAAAUUAAAUAAAACAAUCUGGAACAAACAAUAUCUGCGACACAGAGUACAAAAUUCAUUAGCCAAACUUCAGUUGAAGAUGAGCGACUCAUGAACUGGACCUUAGCAUUUCAUGACUUUCCCUUGUAGUUUAAAUGUAGUUACAUGCUAACGCCUAGUCUGGCCAGACCCCAAACAAGUUAACUAUCAAAAUUACCUAGUGUUUCCUUGCUACGCUUAAGUGAAUGUGAACAAUCUGGAUAGAAUUGGUUGUUGAUGCCUCUGGAUGUAAACAUUUUGUUUUUAGUCAGACCAAAUAUGAAACUUAUCCAAAGGUGAGUCUUCUGUCAAUAAGUUGUAUUAACUUCCAUCUUGGCCUGUAUUUGAUCAUGGGAAUUUAGGCAAAUGUCCAUAUCUAGUCUGGCCAGAACCACAAAGUCGAGUUAACGAUCAAAGCUAUGUACCGUGAGCUAUUACACUCAAAUGAACAAGCAUUGGAAGGUGAUGCAUCCUGAUGUAAAAUUUAUUUUCUUUGUGACAUAAAAUACAAAACCAAACUUAGUCUUCCGUCGAUUACUUUUAUUAGGACCCAAAUGACUGCUAAUGAGGAGAUGCUACGAUCCUAACCUGAGCGCACGCUGUCCUUCUCUAUUUUUGAUCAAAAAAAUGCAGGCGAUUACCCAGCCAACUAUCCUGGCUACUUUGCGAUAGCUCGCUACACUAAAAUGAACAAAAAAUCUGGGUAGAAUUCCUCAGCCCUCGGUCGAUGAUUUAUAUUAUUCUCCGAAUGGCUUGUUAGCGACGAAGAGAUGCGUGAACCUGAAGUUAGCGUCUGAGGCUAGUUUACACUUGGUUUACUUCUGGCCUCGUAUUGUUCUGUAUCCCUCACAGCUGAUUUUAGAGAAGGGAAACUUUUAUUUUUUUUUUUUUAACUGCAAUCAAAUCUGCAAACAUUUGUACCAUGUUAAGACUGUGAGCUCAAACCACAUUUCCGGCCCAAAUUUGACAGGAUUACACUACAAAUGAGCGGCAAGCUAUUCUACAAUUAAAACCUAUACAUACUAAUUGCAGUUUUGCCAGUUUGUAUGUUGUUCCUGAAAAAAAACAAAACAAUUUUGCCCAGCUCUCUGUGUAAAAUCCACUCCAACCAGCAUGUCGCUACAUUUUUCCACCCUUUGUAGUGUCUGAGUUAUUUUUAAGUCUCUAACUUCUAAUGUCAAGUUAAACCAAAAAAGAAGUGGUACACAGUUUCUGUGUCGGUGGAACAAUGCAAUCUGUGCUUCCAGGCUGUGCUGUUAUGUGUAUUACAGCAAACUGGUUUGUUAGCAUGUCUGGCAUUGUUUAGAGGUUUAGACUAUUUGCAUAAGAACUGACUCAAUGAGUGAGCGGCCUGAAUGACUAGCCAGCCAGUAUUGCUUGAAGAGUUUACCAGCUUGUAUUUAAAUGAACGUUAAGCCAAAUUUAUCCCAUCAAACCAGUUUUCUUAGUUUUUAUUCAGUGAAUCAUGAAAAAUUAUUCUGAUGAGCAUGCGAACAUGCCAUAGGGCUGUAUUUGUAUUACUUCUGAAUACAUGCUUGUGGCUAGAAAACCCACAUUAUGCCAAGAUGGGGUGCUUGGUUCAAAGGAGUGUUGGAGCUGCAACAACAACAAAAAAGUCGUGAUUUUACGCGAAGACAAAUAUUUCUAAUUUGAACCGCUGCUUUGAUUGACAUUGACUGCAGGUUUUUCAACUUAGGAAAUACAAUUUAAAAAAUUUGUACAAAUAUGAGAUUUCUAACGAAUGUCAAAAAGGGUUCCUUUUAUGUGAAGCCAUAUUGCAAGCACAAAUACCUAAUAUCAGAAGAGUAAAUUUGUGAUUGUACUCGGAAAGUUAUGUAACACUGUAAAAAUGUUCAAUUUACAAUGGAACAAUGCAUUCAAAUAUUUGAAUUGUACAAGAAAACAGUUUACAUUUGAAUGUUCAUUUUCAUAUUUUAACUUUUGUUGUAAAAAUAGAAUGAAGUACUUUCUACAAAACUUAAAAAUUAAAUCUUUAAAUGCAUUUUGGCAUGAUCCCAAUGACAAAAUUAGGUAUGUAUCCCCCCGCCCCCCAGUGUGGGCCGAGUAGUUCUUUGUGGACUAAAUGUUGGUCUUUUGCCAAGUGAAUGCUUAAAAGUUCUGAUUCCUAAGCUCUUAUUGUUGCCUCGAGUGAAACAUCUUUAAUGGAAUUAUUACAUUGCAACUCAUGUGAAUGCUGAAGAAACCAUUUAUGAAUCUGUUAAACAUGCACCUUAAUCCCUUCAAUGCUUCCAAGUCUUUAAACACCCCCCCUCCAAAAAAAAAUUAUUUUUUCCUGCAGAGCGCUAAAUAUUUUGUGCCAUUCCAGACCACUGUUUUAAAGGACCACAAAUGAGGAAAAUGUAAGAUUUACCAUUUUAUUUUGUAUAUUGUCAAAGUGUUAUGAAAAUAUAUUUCAAGUUAUGUUUUAUUUUUCUGUAUGGUGUUAUGUGUUAAUAAUAUACCUAGUCAAUAAAAAUGUACC